Molecule: messenger RNA, 1872 nt
Organism: Sphaerodactylus townsendi
Lineage: Eukaryota; Metazoa; Chordata; Lepidosauria; Squamata; Sphaerodactylidae
Gene: NKX2-2
Product: NK2 homeobox 2
Exons: 3
Coding region: 732-1556 (274 amino acids)
Biological process (GO): regulation of transcription by RNA polymerase II; cell differentiation
Cellular component (GO): nucleus
Molecular function (GO): RNA polymerase II cis-regulatory region sequence-specific DNA binding; DNA-binding transcription factor activity, RNA polymerase II-specific
Source: RefSeq, a predicted model, not a curated record
AAGGCGCCCCGGCUUCUGGGGAGCCUAUAUAAAGCCCACCAGCCGCAGCCUCCCCUCGCGUGCGCGCACACACGCCGCUGGCUGCCCUUCUGCGCGCACCCGGGUGGUGGAAUUCCUGCUGGCCCUCCUGGCUCCGGGACCCCCGGCCCAGCAGCGCCUGGAACCGGGCGCCUAGCCUCCUUCGGGCACACCCCCGGCAGGCCGGGCCGGGCCGGGCCAGCCCCGCGGGGGAACAGCAGCCGAGCGCACCCAGGGGUGGAGCCCCCGCCACAAGCAGCAGGAAGGUUCAUCCGCGGAGACCAACCUUAUAUGUAGCGCCCGAUGCAGCCAUGGCUCGGUUUUCGCACCGAGGCUCCGCCAGCGCGCCAGCGUCGCAGCGGACCCACGACUGACCGACCCGCCGACUGACUGACUGAGCAGCGCCCGCUCCAUCGCGCCAUCGCCUCGGGAGUUACAAAGUCCGGCCCGGACGCGCGCCCCGAACUCCCUCCCGGGACUUCUCCGUCGCCGUCGCCCCCCAAGCCCGAUGGAUCGCCGCUGAUUUGGGUCGCCCACCCGGGCCUCGCCCCUUCCCGGCUCUCCGUCCCUUCUUUUAUCCCCCCCAACCCCCCUUCCUCCCUCCCCCCCCCCACGUCUCCUGGUGCCUAUUUGGCGAACCCCAAGGAUUGGCAAAGUGGUCGCGCGGAGAAGUUUCCUGCCUGCGGCUGGGCCAAGGGGUGGGGUGGGGGGAAAUGUCUCUGACCAACACAAAGACCGGCUUUUCCGUCAAGGACAUCUUGGACUUGCCCGACACCAAUGACGAGGACGGCUCCGUCGCGGAAGGGGGGGACGAGGAGAGCGAGGGCUCCGAGCCCCCCAAAAAGCCCGGCGUCUUGGGGGCGAGCCCGCUGGACGCGGUUCAGGCGCUGCCUUUGAAAAACCCUUUUUACGACAGCGCGGAUAACCCCUACACGCGCUGGCUGGCCACCACCGAGAGCAUCCAGUAUUCCUUGCACGGCCUGGCCUCGGGCAACUCGCAGCAGGACUCGGCGGCGUCCAAGUCUCCGGAGCCUUCGGCCGACGAGUCCCCGGACAACGACAAGGAGGCGUCGGGCGGCGGCGAGGCGGGCAAGAAGCGCAAGCGGCGGGUGCUCUUCUCCAAGGCGCAGACCUACGAGCUGGAGCGGCGCUUCCGGCAGCAGCGCUACCUGUCGGCGCCCGAGCGCGAGCACCUGGCCAGCCUCAUCCGGCUGACGCCCACGCAGGUCAAGAUCUGGUUCCAGAACCACCGCUACAAGAUGAAGCGCGCGCGGGCCGAGAAGGGCCUGGAAGUGACUCCGCUGCCGUCGCCGCGCCGCGUGGCCGUGCCGGUGCUGGUGCGGGACGGCAAGCCGUGCCACGCGCUCAAGGCGCAGGACUUGGCGGCCGCCGCCACCUUCUCGGCCGGCCUGCCCUUCUCGGCCUACAGCGCCCAGUCGCUCCAGCACAUGCAAUACAACGCCCACUACGGCUCGGCCGCCGCCCCCCAGUACGCCUCGGCGCACCACUUGGUGCAGGCCCAGCAGUGGACUUGGUGAGCCGCGCGCCCGCCCGCCCGCCCGCCCGCCCCGCAGAGACUCCUCGCAGGAGCGCGCCGCAUCCAGCCGACCCGCGGGGGUGGGGGGAGGGGGAGGGAGGGGGCACCGCAGUGCCGCGCGGGGACUUGGGGAGGGGGUUUUGUUCCUUCUUUGGGGACCGGGAGGGGGGGUGUCAGUUUUCAUUUUGGGGGGAGGUGUUUUGUGCGCCACGUUUACAAGAAAGAGAGAGAGAAAAAAACCCGCGCCGUCGCCAGUGGUCCUGUCCGCCUACAACUGAACAUUUUGCAAAAAUAAGAAUAAAAAAAACCGAAUGACA